Letharia columbiana is the source of this 741-nucleotide messenger RNA. RefSeq lists its product as uncharacterized. The transcript has a single exon. Gene Ontology annotation, biological process: protein complex oligomerization; response to heat; response to salt stress. The coding region runs from base 1 to 741 and encodes 246 amino acids. The record is from RefSeq and is a predicted model, not a curated record. Lineage: Eukaryota; Fungi; Ascomycota; Lecanoromycetes; Lecanorales; Parmeliaceae.
AUGCAACCAUACCGCAUCGUCUCCACCCGCUCCAUCCCUCGCGUCUGCAAGGCGUCCACACCAACUCGCACAAUGUUCACCACACCAUUCUUCCCUCAUUUCAACACCCUGGGCAGCGAUUUCGCGCCCCUUUUCCGUCUGCUCGACAGUGCGACAGCCGACCUCGUGCCCUCGUCUCGUCAGCAGGCUCGUCGAACCUUCACGCCAAGGUUCGAUGUCCGAGAAAUUGGCGCCAGCUACGAGCUCCAAGGCGAAAUGCCAGGCCUCGAACGGAAGGAUCUCGAUAUCGAAUUCUUAGACGAUCGGACUCUUGUGAUCCGUGGUCGGACAGGCAUCGAGGCCACCAAGACCAACGAAGCAGCAGAAGCAGCCGAACCAGCAAGGGCUGUCGAUAACGAAGCAGCCAACGACAACGUUUCAGAGAAGUCGGCCAGCUACCAGAAGGCCAGCGUUGAAGACGAAUAUGUCGAUGCGGGGGCUGAGAGUGAGGCUGCUGAGGGGGCCAAGACACCUGCCAGCACCGCCGCUGAGGUAGCACCGACGGCCGAGACCAAGAAAGCUGCAGAGCCGAGCUUCAAGUACUGGGUCAGCGAACGCUCUGUUGGGGAGUUCGAGAGACGAUUUAGCUUCCCGGGGAGAGUUGAGCUUGAGAAUGUCAAGGCGUCGCUCUCUAACGGCAUACUAUCCGUCGUCGUUCCCAAGGUUCUAGCUAAGGAUUCGAGGAGGAUCAACAUUGAGUAG